Caenorhabditis elegans is the source of this 1359-nucleotide messenger RNA. RefSeq names its product Pinin/SDK/MemA protein domain-containing protein (gene pnn-1). Gene Ontology annotation, cellular component: nucleus. The record is from RefSeq and is marked reviewed. NCBI's taxonomy places the organism in Eukaryota, Metazoa, Nematoda, Chromadorea, Rhabditida, Rhabditidae.
ACUGAAAAUGGAUCAAAUGUUAGUUGAAGAGCUUGAAUCCGAUAUUACCGCUGCCAGAGACAAACUGAGGAGUAUUGAUGACAAAGUGACUACUUUGAAUGGGAGACCACCACGUCAGCGCAUUUCAUACAACGAGGAACCAGAAGAAGCUCCACUGAGAAACGUUGGCCGUGAUGCUUUUGGACUGAAAGAUGAAGCUAGUGCAUGGAAUACACGGAAGGAAAUCGAAGCUCCUGGUGGGGUCCGUAAGAGGAUCAGCGUCGGUGAUAGAACAGAUCGCAGAACUGGUGGCCGGCAAAGCUUUGACAAUCAAAAACGCCAACGCCCAGAUUAUUUGGAGAACGAGGCGGACGAGGAAGAAUAUGGAAAACGCCAGAAAAGAACAAUCCAGUCGACUGUUGUCAUGCCAGCUCUUGAUUCAAAAGGAAGAGAAGAAAAAAUUGAAAAAUUGAAAGAAACUGAGAAUAAAGACAGUAAACAGAGAAAUCGUCGUCUAUUUUCUAAUCUGAUAAUGGGAACUUUGAGUUCUUUCAAAAAGACUGAAAAGAAAACUACUCAGCAAGAAAAGCAAGAAGAAGUUGAGAAAAAGCUUGAAGAAACCAAGAAGAAGGAUUUCGAAUCGAGAAAAGAAGAGAAACACGAUCUCCUCAACAAACGACGCGAGCAGGAGAAGGAACUGAAAAGUCUUCAGCGAAAGAAAGCAUUGAUCCAGUACGCCGAACACCAUGCCAAUCAAUUAAAGCUUAUGAAGGGCUGGAUAAAGACUACGACAAGCCCACAUAUUUUCUGGCAACCGGUCAAGCAUACCGUUCGAUCGUUGGAGUUGAAGCAAGCCACGGAGAGACAACUCGAUGAUCAAAUUGCGGAUCGCGAAGAACAACUGAAAAAGGAUCUCGAAGAUCGAGUGAGACAAAUAUCUGAAGAACGUGGUGAUCACAAGCAAGACGAAGACGAUGAAUACGAGGAAGAAGACGAGAAGAAUGAGAACGAGGAUAUUGUAGUUGUUCUAAAAACUGAGGAUGAUGUGAAGGCAGAAGAUGAUGAGGAAAAGGAAGAUGAUAUUGAUGUCCAUGUGGAGCUUGAUUGAUUGGUUGUGAGGUUUCAGGUACCGACUGUGCUGUGUGUCAAUGCGAAGCUUUCAAAUGGUCAUCGUAUUUUUUAUUUUUAAUGAAAUUCAGGUAUCUCCGUGAAAGUGUAAGUUUUUGUAACACCUUAAUCUCCUCGUUCUCCAAAAUAAUUACUCUCUUCUCUUUUCACAAGUUUUAAAUUGGUUAUUUUUGCUGUUUUGUUCUUUUUUGACCGUUCUUUUGAUCUGUCUAUUUUGUUCGCGACAGAUAAAAAAAUAAUAAAUAUUUAUUC